CUUCCACCAUCACAAUGAAGGCUUCUUUCUUCUCCGUCUUUGCUCUCGGCAGCCUUUUCCUUGGCGCCUUUGCCGCUCCUGCGCCGGCCGUUGAGGUUGCGCAGGUCGAGAAGCGCCAGGCCGACCUUGGUCAGGUCUUCCAGAUUGUUGAUGGCCUGUACACCAACAUCCAGACCUACACUGGCACCAUCAACGAGACUACCUCCGGCCUUGGCUCUGACGCCUCUGCUCAGAACAACCCCGACGCGGUUGCCACCCUGAAGAAGGCCAUCCAGGGUAUCACUCAGGAGAUCAAGGCGGCUACCAGGAAGGUCACCCAGCUUCCCAGUGCUGCUGGUGGCGGUGGUCUUUUGGGUGUCUUGAAGCGUGAGGAUGCCGGUGCUCUCGCUGGUCUUGUCUCCAACCUCCUUCUCGAGCUCAGCGGUGCCCUUGAGGGUGUUGUCUCGACUCUCGGUCUCGACUCUCUCCUUGGUCUCCUGAACCCGCUCACCACCGCUCUCUCCGGUCUGCUGCUCGGUCUUGACAAGGUCGUCGACCAGGUCCUCAACCUCGUCAAGGGUCUGCUCGACGGUCUCCUCGGCGGCGCUGGCAACGGUCUUGCUGGCGGUCUCACCGGUGGUCUCUCCAGCGCCCUCUCCGGCGGUCUUCCCGGUGUCCUCUCCGGCCUUGCCCUGUAAAUAUGUUGAAUUUGUGGAGGAUUUCCGGUGCCUGAGAGGCACGAGUUAUGAUUUUGGCUUCUUGUUCCGAUAACUUUGAGAG
Messenger RNA from Aplosporella prunicola CBS 121167, 759 nucleotides. RefSeq lists its product as uncharacterized. Lineage: Eukaryota; Fungi; Ascomycota; Dothideomycetes; Botryosphaeriales; Aplosporellaceae. The transcript is spliced from 3 exons. The record is from RefSeq and is a predicted model, not a curated record. Bases 15 to 677 code for a protein of 220 amino acids.